CUACACUUGCUUUAACACCGAGCUCUUUUUGUCUAACGCGCAUUGCUGUUCAUGCCCACCGAGGCACCCACCCACCAACCAUUGUCAUCUUCUCCUCGAUUGUUCAUUACCUUUCGCGUCGGCUCCUGCUGUCCAUCGACCGCUUUCCCCAAUGGCUGUGCGAGUGGCUGAUUCUGCGUCAGCCAACCCCCUGCUCCUCCUCAUUGUCUUCCUCUCCUACAGCUCGGCAGCGGAGGCCAUCCGGACGCAUGGCGCUGGCUACGUGUCGGCGGUCGGCGACCCCGGCAUGCGUCGCGACGGCCUCCGCGUGGCCUGGGAAGCCUGGAACUUUUGCAACGAGGUCGGCCAGGAGGCCCCCGGCAUGGGCAGCCCCCGCGGCGCCGACUGCUUCGACAUCGUGGGUACCGACGGCGAGCAGGGCGAGCCGGUGUACAAGGUGGUGCACCGCGUGACCGACGCCGACAACAGCCUCCGCGCCGGCGACCCGUUCCCGGGCACGCCGGCAAACUCCACCGUCACCGACGUCGACCGCUACGCCGCGGCCAAGGAGCUCUACCUGGGCGACCGGUGCCAGGUGCCCGACAGCCCGGUGCCGUGGCAGUUCUGGAUGGUCAUGCUCAAGAACGGCAACCUGGACACCACGGCCGCCAUCUGCCCCGAGAACGGCCGCCCGACGCGCCCGUUCGCGCAGCCCUCCCGGUUCCCCUGCCCCGGCGGCACGGGGUGCAUGAACCAGCCGCUGGUGUUCCACAACCGCACCGCGCUGGACGAAACCGGCCGGUGGCUGCGCGGCGGGAUGUUCGGCACCUACGAGCUGGAUACCGCGGAUCUUGGGAGGAGCGACGUGUCCUACUACUCGGUGGAGUGGGAGAAGCAGAUAGCGGCGGCGACGGGCGGUGCCGGCGCCGGAUGGGUGUUCCAUCACAGGCUGCGGACGUCGCCCAAGUACCCGUGGCUCAUGCUCUACCUGCGCUCCGACGCCACCAGAGGCUUCUCCGGCGGCUACCACUACGACACCAGAGGCAUGACAAAGAUAGUUCCGGAAUCACCAGACUUCAAGGUGAGGCUCACCCUGGAGGUGAAGCAAGGCGGGGGACCCAACAGCCAGUUUUACCUGAUGGACAUGGGCAGCUGCUGGAAGAAUGACGGCUCCCCGUGCGACGGCGACACCACCACCGACGUCACGCGCUACAGCGAGAUGAUCAUCAACCCGGAGACGCCGGCGUGGUGCACUCCGGCGCGCAAGGACCAAUGCCCGCCGUGGCACACCUUCCGCAACGGCACCCGCGUGCCCCGCACCGACGCCGCGCGGUUCCCCUACGCCGCCUACCACGUCUACUGCUCGCCGGGGAACGCCGCGCACGCCGAGCAGCCCACGACGUACUGCGACCCCUACAGCAACCCGCAGCCGCAGGAGAUCCUGCAGAUCAUACCGCACCCGGUGUGGGGCGAGUUCGGGUACCCCACGGCCAAGGGGCAAGGCUGGAUCGGCGACCCCAGGGCCUGGGAGCUCGACGUUGGGGCAUUGUCCCACGCACUAUACUUCUAUCAGGAUCCGGAGACACCGCCGGCGAGGAGGCGGUGGCCGUCGCUCGAUGUCGGCACCGAGAUAUAUGUUAGCAAGAGUGCCGAGGCAGAGUGGACGCUCAGUGGCUUCGACAUCCUUGUUCCCAAUAACUGUAUCACAUCACAAGGGGGAGACAUCAGUGAUUGCUGGUAGCCUAGGUGAAGGGUCCUUCUCUUACCUACCACUACAGGCUUUUAAGCAACACGCAUGACUCAUCUAACAAUUUGAGUACCCCGUUUCUUAACGAAAGGAGUUUAUAUCUAUAA
Messenger RNA from Lolium perenne, 1833 nucleotides. RefSeq lists its product as uncharacterized. The record is from RefSeq and is a predicted model, not a curated record. NCBI's taxonomy places the organism in Eukaryota, Viridiplantae, Streptophyta, Magnoliopsida, Poales, Poaceae.